UGAUUGGAUCAAAAGUGGAAUUUAAUUCCGAGUCUGCGUCCGCGAAGCUGUAGAGAGAGAGCGAGAGAGCGAGAGAGAGAGAGAGAGAGAGAGUGAGUGUGUGUGUGUGUGUGUGAGCGAACGCAGCGUCGAAGCCGCGAAGCAACCCCACACCCAUCCGCGAUGAGCCUCUUCGGUCUCGGAAGGAAUCAAAAGACAUUUCGACCAAAGAAGAGUGCUCCAUCCGGUAGCAAGGGUGCACAGCUCCGUAAGCACAUUGAUGCCACUCUGGGUAGUGGAAAUCUCAGGGAAGCAGUAAGGCUUCCCCCUGGCGAGGAUAUUAAUGAGUGGCUCGCUGUCAAUACUGUUGAUUUCUUCAAUCAGGUUAAUCUGCUGUAUGGAACUCUCGCAGAAUUCUGUACACCCGAGAGCUGUCCUACAAUGACUGCAGGGCCUAAGUACGAAUAUAGGUGGGCAGAUGGUGUACAAAUAAAGAAACCGAUCGAAGUUUCUGCACCAAAAUAUGUCGAGUAUCUGAUGGACUGGAUUGAAGUUCAGCUUGAUGAUGAAUCCAUAUUUCCUCAGAAACUUGGAACACCAUUUCCCCCAAAUUUUAAAGAAGUUGUUAAGACGAUAUUCAAACGUCUGUUCCGCGUUUAUGCCCACAUAUACCACUCGCAUUUCCAGAAGAUUGUCAAUCUCAAGGAAGAGGCGCAUCUUAACACCUGCUUCAAGCAUUUCAUUCUUUUUACAUGCGAGUUCGGUUUGAUCGACAAGAAGGAACUCGCGCCGCUACAGGAGCUUAUAGAGUCCAUCAUAGUUCCUUAUUAAGAGUAAACUUGUAUAUCUGCGGACUAAAAUGCCUACUGUUUAUCGCUAAUUCUUGGAACAAUGUGUGAUGUGCGAUCUACUCCGAUAUUUAUUAACUGUGUUAGUGUGUCGAACUAAUUGGUAAUGCUGGUGCCGUUGCAGCGAUGCAAAAGAGGUGAAGCGGUAGUUUCAAUACAUUUUAAAUCAACUUCUAAUAUCCGUUUUAACCUCUUCGUAAA
Messenger RNA from Ananas comosus (pineapple), 1028 nucleotides. RefSeq names its product MOB kinase activator-like 1A. Gene Ontology annotation, molecular function: protein kinase activator activity. Gene Ontology annotation, cellular component: cytoplasm; nucleus. NCBI's taxonomy places the organism in Eukaryota, Viridiplantae, Streptophyta, Magnoliopsida, Poales, Bromeliaceae. Bases 163 to 810 code for a protein of 215 amino acids. Gene Ontology annotation, biological process: signal transduction; positive regulation of protein phosphorylation. The transcript has 7 exons. The record is from RefSeq and is a predicted model, not a curated record.